This is a messenger RNA of Ictalurus furcatus (blue catfish), 5015 nucleotides long. RefSeq names its product NACHT, LRR and PYD domains-containing protein 12-like. The transcript has 11 exons. Gene Ontology annotation, molecular function: protein binding. Lineage: Eukaryota; Metazoa; Chordata; Actinopteri; Siluriformes; Ictaluridae. The record is from RefSeq and is a predicted model, not a curated record. Bases 1233 to 4091 code for a protein of 952 amino acids.
UGAAUUGUGUAAAGUGAGCAUGUCAGUUCACAGAGUAUUAACUUAAACCAAUUACAUUAUGAAAUCUUUUGGGGAUUGUGUUUACACUAUAUGUUAUUACUGCAUCCUGUACAACAAUACUGAGGGGCAAAUGAUAUCUGCCAUUAUUUAUAAGUAUAAAUUUGAUCUAACAACUAUUUUCACUUGUCGCAAAGAACUGCUCCUUUUAUAUAGUGUUAACAGAAUAUAUCUCUAUUUAUUUUUACUUAGAGCAAAUAGAACACGUGCACGAGCUACGUGCUCUUCGGAUGUUUACUUUUUUGCUUCUGUUCCGGAGUAUUCUGUCACGUCGCGAGACGUAAUGGAGUAGAGUGCGGAAGCAGGUAAAGAUGUAUUUAUUUAAGGGCAGACAGACAAAUCCAAAUCGUACUCCAAAAAACGUAGUCAAGACAGGCAAAGGGAAUCAGAGUCUCGGUCACAGAAAACCGAGUCAAAACAAGAAACAUGAAGUAGUACUAUGGACUGGGAGCGGAAAAACCAGCGGGGACUAAAUUAACUGAUCUAUAGUUUGAACUAACUAAAUCUAUCAAGGAACAGAACAUUAACAACGUGUUUAACUAUCCUAUAUCUACUAUAAUAUUCCGCGAGGUGUACAGGGAGGCGAGCGGUAUAUAUCCCCAAUAUAAUCAGUCGUAUAGAACCAUUUUUUGCACUCUUGUGCACUUUUUAAUGCACUUUUUAGUUGUAAACUACAGAGUGUUCCAUUCUUUCAGCAGUCAGUUAUAGGCCUAACAUCAGCUAUUCAAGGGGCUCAAAGAUGACCACAUAAAAUAUUUAUAUUUUACUCAUUUAUUUAUUUAAAGUUAUAUUGUGCCUUGUUGGUAGCCUAUGCCUGCUGGAAUGAAAGAAAGAUGUUGUACUGUAUGUGAUUAAAUGCAUUAGAGAAUCAUGAAAACAUAAUACAAAUGAAUUCUCAGCAAAACAGAUCCGGCUCAAAGAGUCGACUCAUUCCCGAUCGACUCAUCACCUGUAAUGAAUCCUCCUUCCUAAAGUGAAAGUGUUUCUCCCUCAGACUCGACUACAUUUUGUGGAGCUCUUGGAGAAGUUAAAACAAAUCUUUAAGGCAGAAACGGUGUUAUUAAUGUCACACAACAAGAACUGUUGACUGAGGGAGUGUGCUCCAUUCCAGCAGAAGAGAUCAGACUCUUCAGGACUCAGCUGUGUGUUUGUGCAAACUUUACUAAUAUUCAAAGAUGGAGACUCCUGAUCUGGACACAGAUAAUGUUUCCCCACACCCCAAAACUGGUAAACCCAGCUGUAUCUCCAUGAAGAGUGAUCAGUCUAUGAGUAUUCCUCUGAGAUUUAAAGAUGGAGACUCCUCACUUCCACACAGUGUUCUACAGAGAGCAGGAGACAGAAUAGAGAAGAACAUCACAGAUACAGGGCACGACCCAGAAUCUGCUGCUGUGAAUGAAUUCCAGAAAAAGUUCAAAUUAAAUCUGAUGAAGAAGUUUGAGUGUUUGAAUGGAGUGAUAAUAAACCUGGGAAACCAAACACUCCUGAAUGAGAUCUACACAGAGCUCUACAUCACAGAGGGAGACAGUGGAGAAGUCAAUAAAGAACAUGAGGUGAGACAGAUCGAGGCAGCAUCCAGGAGAACAAGAACAGAGGAAACACCAAUCAAAUGCAAUGACAUCUUUAAGCCCUUAUCUGAACAAGACGAACCCAUCAGAACUGUGCUGACAAAGGGAGUCGCUGGCAUCGGAAAAACAGUCUCUGUGCAGAAGUUCAUUCUGGACUGGGCUGAAGGGAAAGCAAAUCAGGACAUCCACCUCAUAUUUCCACUUCCUUUCAGAGAGCUGAAUCUGAUGAAGGACCAGAAACUGAGUCUGAUGGAGCUCCUUCAUGUCUGUUUUAAUGAAACAAAAGAAACAGAAAUGUCCAGUUUGGAAAAGGUUCUGUUCAUUUUUGACGGAUUGGACGAGUGUUAUUUUCCUCUAGAUUUCCAGAACACAGUGAGAGUGUGUGAUGUAACUGAAUCAGCAUCAGUGCAUGUGCUGCUGAUAAACCUGAUCAAAGGGAAUCUGCUUCCCUCUGCUCUCAUCUGGAUCACCUCUCGACCAGCAGCAGCUGAUCAAAUCCCCUCUGAGUGUGUCCAUCGAGUCACAGAGGUACGAGGGUUCAAUGACCCACAGAAGGAGGAGUACUUCAGGAAGAGAAUCAGUGAUCAGAGCCUGGCCAAUAACAUAAUCACACACCUGAAAUCAUUAAGAAGCCUCUACAUCAUGUGCCACAUCCCAGUCUUCUGCUGGAUUUCAGCCACUGUUCUAGAGAGAAUGUUGGGUGAAGCAGAGAGUGGAGAGAUCCCCAAGACUCUGACUCAAAUGUACACACACUUCCUCAUCAUUCAGACAAACAUCAUAGGAGAAAAGUACUCAAAGAAGCAGGAGAGUGAUGAAAUGCUUCUUAAACUGGGACAACUGGCUUUUCAGCAGCUGAAGAAAGGGAACCUGAUCUUCUAUGAGGAAGACCUGAGAGAGUGUGGCAUCGAUGUGAGAGAAGCAGCAGUGUACUCAGGUGUGUGUACGCAGAUCUUCAGAGAGGAGUUUGGGCUUCAACAGAGUAAAGUGUACUGCUUUGUUCAUCUGAGCUUUCAGGAGCACCUCGCAGCUUUGUAUGUGCACCUGACAUUCAUGAUGGAAAAGAGAAAUGUUCUUGAUCAUAAUCAGGUCUCUAAAUGGUGGAUCUCAAAUGUACACAGGAGUGCUGUAGAUCAGACUUUAGAAAGUCAGACUGGACAUCUGGAUCUUUUCCUUCGCUUUCUUCUGGGUCUCUCACUGAAGUCCAAUCAGAAACUCUUAACUGCCUUAGUAACACAGACAGGAAGUAGCUCCCAGAGCAUAGAGAAAACAGUUCAGUACAUUAAGAAGAAGAUCAGUGGAUAUCUUCCUCCAGAGAAAUCCAUCAAUCUGUUCCACUGUCUGAAUGAACUGGGUGAUAAUUCUCUAGUGGAGGAAAUCCAACACUACCUGAAAUCUGGAAAACAAAGUGAAUUCUCUUCUUCACAGUGGUCUGCUCUGGUGUUUGUGUUACUGACAUCAGCACAGGAUCUGGAAGAAUUUGACCUGAAUAAAUAUAUCAGUACAGAUAAGAUACCAGAAACUGUUCUUCUGAAGAUGAUGCCUGUGAUUGCAGCAUCCAGAAAAGCAAUUAUCAGAUGUGAUUCACUUGGAGUGAGAAGUUGGUCAGCUCUGGUCUCAGCACUCAGCUCAGAAACCUCCAAUCUGAGAGAACUGCAUCUGACUGUGAAAACACUGGAUCUGACUGGGAAUGAACUAGGAGACUCAGGAGUGAAGAGUCUCUGUGCUGGACUGGAGAAUCCUCACUGUAAAGUGGAGACACUGAGGUUGUAUGAUUGUGGUAUCUCAGAUGACGGCUGUACUGCUCUGACUUCAGCUCUGAGAUCAAACCCUUCACAUCUGAGAGGACUGGAUCUGUCUAAGAAUAAAUUAGGAGACUCAGGAGUGAAGAGUCUCUCUGCUGUACUGGAGAAUCCUCAAUGUAAACUGGAGACACUGAGGUUGCGUGAUUGUGAUGUCUCAGGUGAAGGCUGUGCUGCUCUGACUUCAGCUCUGAGAUCAAACCCCCCACACCUGAGAGAACUGAAUCUGUCCUAUAAUAAUGUAGGAGACUCAGGAGUGAAGAGUGUCUCUGCUGUACUGGAGAAUCCUCUCUGUAAACUGGAGAAACUGUGGUUGUAUAAUUGUGGUGUCUCAGAUGAAGGCUGUGCUGCUCUGACUUCAGCUCUGAGAUCAAACCCCUCACACCUGAGAGAACUGGAUCUGUCCUAUAAUAAAAUAGGAGACUCAGGAGUGAAGAGUCUCUCUGCUGUACUGGAGAAUCCUCACUGUAAACUGGAGACACUAUGGUUGCGUGGUUGUGGUGUCUCAGAUGAAGGCUGUGCUGCUCUGACUUCAGCUCUGAGAUCAAACCCCUCACACCUGAGAGAACUGCAUCUGUCUGGUAAUAAAAUAGGAGACUCAGGAGUGAAGCUGCUCUCUGCUCUUAAGCAUGAUAAACAUUACAAACUACAGACACUGUGGGUGGAUUGAACAUCUGUGUGUGUGAUGAAGACUCCGGUGUUCCUGCAUUUCACUGUUGGGGAAUAGAGAACACAUUUAUAAACACAUCACUCAUUUAAUUAUAACACAUUAAACAGACUCAGAGACGUGAGAAGUGUGUGUUCAUCAUGCACAGUGAAUCAGACUGCACACAAUUCUACACUGAGUGUAGAACGACCUCUGACCCCUGAUAAAAUUCCCCAGACCUCAUUCUCAUAAAAACACCUGAGGGAUUAUUAGGAACAGCAGGUGAAAAAACACAUGACCUCGAGCUGAACCCAGUCAGUGGAAGAGAGAGCUAAAAUGGACAGGAACAGUUUCAAGACAUUGGUGGAAUUCUCACCUGACAGGAUUGACAUCUGAGGAGUAUUUAACAGGAAUUUUAUAGCAAAAUAAUUUUGAACACAAAUUUAUGUAACAAACAAAUAUAUUGUUACACUGGGUGUUUUUGUAGAGAAAAGUAAAAAUAUGAAUCACCCCAACAUGCUGAGUCAACAUCAUAACCCAACCUUGCUGAGAUAAAACAGCCCAGACUGAGUCGGUCCACAUUGUACCCAGCGCUGGAUUUCAGAAUCGACCCAAACUGGGUUCUGUUUAACUCAGCAAUUUUAGAGUGGACCUUUUUGAGGAGACUCAACUGGGAAUGAGUGUAUAUGAGCACAAACACCUUCUUUCUGUUGUGUAUCUUUUUACAUGCUUCCCUUUCUCAUCAUACAUACAUACAAGAGAUGAUCUCUUAUAUGUAUAUGAGCACAAACACCUUCUUUCUGUUGUGUAUCAGUUGGUUUUUUACAUGUUUCCCUUUCUCAUCUUUUAAGGCAGGUCAGUAGUGGAAUCUUUUUUCAUGUGUACAUUGUAGACUGUUUUUUGACUAAUUAAUAGCGUACUUAAAUAAAAUGCCUUGUACAUCCUAAC